AUGAACGUCACAGCAAACCGUCGACAUGUCGGCCGUGGUGGUGGUGGGAAGGCAAUCCGUGUUGGCAAAGCGAAAGCCCGCAAUGGCGCGACGAAUGGUACGAAUGGAAGUAACGGGACCAACGGUGGUCCGACCGUACCCCAGAACGGGGGAAAUGCUGCUACGGCAGCUGCUGCUGCUUCUACUGCUGCAGCAAAGGAGAAGCCGCCGGACAAGGUCCAGGAGAGCUACGAGUCGGACUCGUCGGAUCAAGUGUCCUCGUCGGACGAGGAGGAACGGUGGAAGGAUUCGAAGCUGUCGAACGACGUCCCGUCCGAGUACUGGCACAUCCAGAAGCUGGUGAAGUACAUGAAGGCCGGCAACCAGACGGCCACCAUUGUCGCGCUCUGCUGUCUGAAGGAUCACGAUCUGACGACGCAGAUGAACCAGCGUGCCAUCCAGGACUGCGGCGGGUUGGAGGUGCUCGUCAAUCUGCUCGAAAGCAAUGACAUGAAGUGCAGACUGGGAGCGUUGUCCGUCCUGUCCGAGAUCUCGUCCAACCUGGAUAUUCGUCGUGCCAUUGUUGACCUAGGAGGUAUUCCGCUGCUGGUGCAGAUACUGUCGGAACCCGGGCGCGACCUCAAGAUCAUGGCGGCCGAAACGAUAGCGAACGUUGCGAAGGUGCGCUUAGCCCGGAAGCUCGUACGCAAGUGCAACGGCAUACCGCGGCUAGUAGAUCUGCUCGACGUGAACAUGAACUGUCUACGCUCGCAACGAGACCAGCUGUCAGAGGAGGAGCGAGAAAUGCUCGAUAUGGCUCGUGCCGGAGCACGUGCGCUCUGGUCGCUGUCUGAGUCGCGCCACAACAAAGAGCUGAUGUGCAAGAGCGGCAUCGUGCCACUGAUGGGACGGCUUCUGAAAAGCGUUCACAUCGACGUUGUCGUUCCGACUAUGGGUACCAUACAGCAGUGCGCCUCACAGGCCAACUACCAGCUGGCGAUCACGACCGAAGGGAUGAUCUUCGACAUCGUCUCCCACCUGACGUCCGACAACCUCGACUUGAAGCGACAGUGCAGCUCCGCCAUCUUCAAGUGUGCCAGCGAUAAGACAGCGAGCGAUAUGGUGCGAGAGUCGGGCGGACUUGAACCAUUGGUAGGGAUCGCUCGGGACAAGACGGUACGGGACAACAAGCAGCUGCUGGCCGCAGCUACUGGAGCGAUCUGGAAGUGUGCGGCGAGUGAGGCGAACGUGAAAAAGCUCGAUCAGUUGAAGGCGGUACAGGUGUUGGUGCAGCUGCUGAACGACGAGAACGAGGAGGUCCUGACGAAUGUGGUCGGUGCUAUAUCGGAGUGUGUCAAGUACCAGAAUAAUCGAGAGAUUCUGCGACAGUGUGGUGGUAUACCUUUGCUGGUUAAUCUGCUCAAUAUGACGCACGCACCCCUGCUGGAGAACAUUGCCCGCACACUGAAAGAGUGCGCAUCGGAUCCGGAGAGUAUGACACUGAUGGAGGAACUCGACGCAAUUCGUUUGAUUUGGUCACUGCUGAAGAACUCCAAUCCGAAGGUACAGGCAUACGCUGCAUGGGCUCUUUGUCCUUGCAUUGAAAACGCCAAGGACUCUGGAGAGCUUGUGAGAAGCUUUGUUGGAGCUCUGGAACUAGUAGUUGGGCUGUUAAAGUCUCGCGAUAACUUUGUCCUUUCGGCCGUUUGUGCUGCAAUAGCGACGAUUGCACGUGAUCGUGAAAAUCUUUCAGUUUUAUCAGAUCACAAAGUUAUACGAAUGUUGGCCGAUCUUGUGUACACCACGGAUGAUCUGCUGCGGGAACACCUGGCUGCCGCCAUUGCUAGUUGUGCCCCGUACUCCACAAACACGCAGGAGCUUGGUCGCUUGAAGACGGUUACUCCAAUUGUGGGUUAUAUGGUUAGUAACAAUCCUCGAGUUCAUCGGACAACUGCAAUGGCACUGCAAAAGUUGUCCGAGGAUCCUCAGAAUUGUAUCACGAUGCACCAGAGUGGCGUCGUUCCAUUCUUGUUGGAGACGGUCGGUUCCAAGGAUCGCGAGCUACAGGAAGCAUCUGCCGGUUGUCUACAGAACAUUCGCAAGCUAGCACUACGGGCAGAAGAGUUGGAACUUUGUGGAGAGUAGGCA
This is a messenger RNA of Anopheles maculipalpis, 2127 nucleotides long. It is a transcript of the gene gudu, whose product is annotated as armadillo repeat-containing protein gudu. NCBI's taxonomy places the organism in Eukaryota, Metazoa, Arthropoda, Insecta, Diptera, Culicidae. The coding region runs from base 1 to 2124 and encodes 707 amino acids. Gene Ontology annotation, molecular function: protein binding. The transcript is spliced from 5 exons. The record is from RefSeq and is a predicted model, not a curated record.